UCUCUCAGAGAGCGGCUUCCAUCCUAAUCGAUCCAUAACGGUAUCACUUGUCUGCAAUUCCAUUUCAAUUCGGGCAGCUCUCCUUUCGAAAGCCCAAUUCCGAAGCAAUUUUGAAAGCGUUGGUGUCCGUGUUACAAAGUAAACAGAUCCGAUUUUAUUAGUGUAAAGAACAGGAUUGAUGUUUUAUCUGCUUGAAUUGACAGCUUUGACUCUGGAAUGCUAUGACUGUACAGACAUUCCCGGAUACUCAGGUGUAGGUAAAUGCAACGAUGAGAACAUCAGAAGCAUCACUUGUGAUACGUUCUUGGACAGAUGUAUGACGAUCAAGGGAACAAUGGCAGUCCCUAAUGCUGGAUCAUUGGACUUCCAGUUGAAAAAUUGCUCCAGCAGCAUUGUGUGUAGCCCGGACAGUCCAUACAAUAUGUGCAAAAUUUUAAACGGCACCACAGGAAUGUUGUCAAAAUGCGAGAUCGACUGCUGCGAGGGUGAUAACUGUAAUGCAGCUGCCCGUAUCUCUGGUUUGGUAGCAAGUUUGGUCGCCGUUUUGUUGGCUUUGGUCCUGAAUUAGUUUCCAGGAGUUUAGUGAACUGUGUGCUUGUCUCAUUAUGAGUUCUAUGUUCUUGUUAGUUUGAUUACACAAACCUGGCAGGGUUUGAAAGGCCAGAGAAGGAAUUGCACGUUUUUCAUUUCUAACUAGCUAUGCAUUUAAGAUUUCAAAUAAUCAUUUUCUUUAGAUAUUUCAGUACAUUUAUUUCGAUGUUACUACGCGGAGAACCUUGUGGACUGUGCAAAAACCAACAUCUUGUUUAAGAAAUACUGGGUGCCUAAAAAAAUGUUUUUAACAGUACUUUUUGUGCUUGACACGAUUUUGAGUUGGGAAGGACAAUAAGAAUGGUAAUUAGAUAAGGCAAUGUAAUUUGCAGUUGUAAUGCUUCAUUUUUUAAUAAAUGUUUUCACUACUAUUAUUGUUAUGAUGCGCGAUACCUUUCUCCGUGGUACGUGAAUAAGUCAAGAUGUUGACCGUUUCAGGAAAAACUUUUUCCCCACUCACUGUCUGACUCGAUUCAAACGUCCAGAAAUCAUGCACGCUGAUGUAGUUCGCAACCCCGGGGGAGGGGGGGGAGGGGUG
Molecule: messenger RNA, 1129 nt
Organism: Orbicella faveolata
Lineage: Eukaryota; Metazoa; Cnidaria; Anthozoa; Scleractinia; Merulinidae
Source: RefSeq, a predicted model, not a curated record